AUGGACGACAUUCAAGUCGACAAGAAGCAGACCCAGGCAGUGGAUACCAGCACUCCGGACUACGAUGUUGCUAAAUCAACGACUAUUGAUGAUUACGAGGUUGAUGAUUUCUAUGGAUCCUCCACCACCAAGGCAUACCGCUUGAAGUCCGAAUUAGUUGGAAAAUGUAUGGAGGAAAUUGGGAUGGGCUGGUUUCAAUGGAAACUCUUUGUGGUCACCGGUUUCGGAUGGAUGGUCGAUAAUUUUGCAUCCCAAGGCAUCGGAAGUGUCCAGCCUCCUAUCAACCAAGAGUUCUCCGGUAUCGUGCAAGUCAGCUACAGCUCGGUUGCAUAUUAUGUUGGACUAAUUCUGGGUGCUUCCUUCUGGGGACUUUCGAGUGAUCUCAUCGGCCGCAAGCCAGCAUUCAACUCUACGCUACUCAUAGCUGGUAUCUUCCUGUGUGCCGCUGCUGGGUCGAUGAACUUCCUCGCCUUCAGUGCACUUUGGGCUGUUAUUGGAACUGCUGCUGGUGGAAAUGUCCCCGUUGAUUCCAUGAUAUUCCUAGAAUUUGUCCCAGGAAGUCACCAGUAUCUCCUCACAGCUCUCUCGGCAUGGUGGAAUUUGAGCCAGCUGAUUGUGUCUUUGAUCUCUUGGGUAUUUUUAGCCAACUUCAGUUGCCCAACUGAUACCACCCCAGAAACAUGCUCUCGAAGUCAGAACAUGGGAUGGAGAUACACACUCAUCACCCUAGGCGGUUUAGCCCUCGCAUUUACCUUCAUUCGAAUUUUUGUUUUCAAACUCCCUGAGACCCCCAGAUACCUCCUCUCCAAGGGAAGAGACCAGGAUGCUGUCACCGCCAUCAAUUAUGUUGCCAAACAAAAUGGCAAGCCAGAACCCCUGACACUUGAGAUGCUACAAGAAAUUGAUGCUCGAUUUGGAAAUACCGUCAGCGGGGAGGGAGAGUCUAAGCAAAUGUCAACAAAGGAAAUCGUGAAAGAGAACAUGCAAGCCUUCCGAGGCGAGCACUACCGUGCACUGUUCGCAAGUCGAAAGCUUGGAAGACAGACAAUGAUCAUCUGGGCCAUCUGGUUGACAGUCGGAAUCGCAUACCCGCUAUUCUUUGCCUUCUUGCCAUCCUACCUGGCAACCAAAUUCACAGAGACAUCUUCUCUAUCCCUAACAUAUCGGAACUACUGUAUCACAUCAGCCGUCGGGAUAAUUGGACCAUUGUCCGCCGCAGUGUCAGUAAACACGCGGAUGGGCAGAAGAUGGAUGAUGGCAAUUUCAGCCGCUGUCACAGGCGUAUUCCUCUUCGCAUAUGUUGGGGUUAACAGUCCAUCAGCCGACUUGGCAUUUUCUUGCAUUACCAGCCUUCUAGGCAAUUUCGAAUACGCUAUCAUGUACGCAUUCACUCCGGAAUCCUUCCCGGCCCCUCAUCGCGGUACAGGUUCUGGAACAGCGGCUGCCCUUCUUCGAUUUGGAGGACUCAUUGCUAGCCUUAUCUCGUCUCAGACUGGUUUCACGACUGCACCAAUCUAUGCAAGCGCGGCAUUGUGGAUUGUUGUUGGCUUGCUGUGUCUGGGAUUGCCAUUCGAGACACAUGGACAUGACGCGCUGUAA
Penicillium robsamsonii is the source of this 1599-nucleotide messenger RNA. RefSeq names its product MFS transporter. Gene Ontology annotation, molecular function: transmembrane transporter activity. Lineage: Eukaryota; Fungi; Ascomycota; Eurotiomycetes; Eurotiales; Aspergillaceae. Gene Ontology annotation, biological process: transmembrane transport. Bases 1 to 1599 code for a protein of 532 amino acids. The transcript is spliced from 7 exons. The record is from RefSeq and is a predicted model, not a curated record.